GGUUUAUAUCAACCGGCUCCCUGAUCUCUCGCCCCUCCGAGUCAAUCAGACCACCGAUAAUCAUCUCACCCUCCUCACCCGUCACAGCCAUGUCGACUCCUCGCGUCUUCAUCAUCCGCCACGGCGAGACGGAGUGGUCUCUCAGCGGUCGACACACCGGUCGCACCGAUAUUCCCCUUACUGCCAAUGGAGAGAAGCGCGUGAAGGCAACCGGCAAGGCUCUUGUCGGCAACGACCGACUCAUUGCACCGAAGAAAAUUGCACACAUCUAUGUCUCCCCGCGCAAGCGUGCCCAACGUACCUUUGAGUUGCUUAAUCUCGGUCUUGAAGAUCCUCUCCCAUGGAAGCCCCACGGCGAGACGGAAGGCGACGGACUACCUUGCCAGGCCAAGAUCGAGAUCACUGAAGACAUUCGGGAAUGGGACUACGGUGACUACGAAGGUGUCACCAGUCCCGAAAUUCGUAAGAUAAGAGCUGAGCAAGGGUACGAGGGAACUUGGGAUAUCUGGAGAGAUGGUUGCCCAGGAGGAGAGAGCCCCGAAGAUGUCACCGAGCGCUUAGACAGACUGAUCCAGGAGAUCCGAGACAAGUGGCACAAGCCCGUCAUUGGCAAGCCUGCCGACGGUGCCGCCAACGGCGACGUUGUCAUUGUCGCCCACGGUCACAUCCUCCGCGCUUUUGCCAUGAGAUGGGCGCGAUACGCCCUUCAAAACGGCCCUACUUUCUUGAUGGAGGCUGGUGGUGUGGGGACUCUCAGCUACGAGCAUCAUAGCAUCGAGGAGCCAGCUCUUCUUCUCGGUGGUGCUUUCGUCGUCGAUUUUGACUAAGCCUAUGCAUAGUAGAAGUCCAGGCAGUUCUAAGAGUUUGGCUGGCACGGGGCGUACCGACUGUGGUCUUGCACGUUGGAUGGUUGUGGACAUUGCGUGUCGUCUUAGUUUAGACCCUUCUUUGUUCAAGUGAUGCCUACCGAGCCUGCAGUCCACCGGCCACACUCAAUGAUUUCUUAGUGGCUCUCAAAGAAGAAA
Messenger RNA from Ilyonectria robusta, 1025 nucleotides. Its product is annotated as histidine phosphatase superfamily. Lineage: Eukaryota; Fungi; Ascomycota; Sordariomycetes; Hypocreales; Nectriaceae. The transcript is spliced from 4 exons. The record is from RefSeq and is a predicted model, not a curated record. The coding region runs from base 90 to 827 and encodes 245 amino acids. Gene Ontology annotation, molecular function: sedoheptulose-bisphosphatase activity. Gene Ontology annotation, biological process: ribose phosphate biosynthetic process.